This is a messenger RNA of Melanaphis sacchari, 1102 nucleotides long. RefSeq names its product bifunctional methylenetetrahydrofolate dehydrogenase/cyclohydrolase, mitochondrial (gene Nmdmc). Gene Ontology annotation, molecular function: methylenetetrahydrofolate dehydrogenase (NAD+) activity; methylenetetrahydrofolate dehydrogenase (NADP+) activity; methenyltetrahydrofolate cyclohydrolase activity. Gene Ontology annotation, cellular component: mitochondrion. The transcript is spliced from 7 exons. NCBI's taxonomy places the organism in Eukaryota, Metazoa, Arthropoda, Insecta, Hemiptera, Aphididae. Gene Ontology annotation, biological process: tetrahydrofolate interconversion. Bases 1 to 1023 code for a protein of 340 amino acids. The record is from RefSeq and is a predicted model, not a curated record.
AUGCAUACCAGAUAUUGGACUGGUGUAAAAAUUUUUACUAAAAAUUUUCAUUCUUCCAGCGUCAGAUUUAAAGCUACAGUAAUUGACGGGAAAAGUAUUGCUAAUACUAUAUUAAAUGAGCUACGCCAAGAGACUCAAGAAUGGGUUUUGAAAGGAAAUCGGGCUCCUUGCUUAGUAGCAGUAUUAGUUGGACAAAACCCAGCUAGUAAAAUUUAUGUGUCAAAUAAAAUGAAAGCUGCUAAAGUUGUUGGUAUCGAAACAAAAACUAUGAAGUUCAGUGCAUCAACAAGUGAAAAUGAGCUACUUGCAUGUAUUAAAAGUUUAAAUAACGAUGAAAAUGUUGAUGGAAUUCUAGUCCAGUUACCACUUCCUGAUCAUAUUACUGAACGAACUUUAUGCAAUGCUGUAACACCACACAAGGAUGUUGAUGGUUUUAACAUUGUUAAUAUUGGUAGAUUUUGUUUAGACAUGCAAUGUUUGGGACCAUGUACACCUUUGGGUGUUCAUGAAUUAAUUCGACGAACUGGAAUCCCUACUUUUGGUAAAAAUGCUGUUGUUUGUGGAAGAUCAAAAAAUGUUGGUAUGCCUAUUUCUAUGUUGCUCCAUGCAGAUAAUGCAGGUGAGACAUCAGCAAUGGAUGCAACAACAACAAUAUGCCAUAGAUAUACACCACCGGAUCAAUUAGCUUUAUUUACAAAAACAGCUGAUAUUAUUGUUUCAGCAGCAGGUGUUCCAAAUCUAAUUCGUGCUGAUAUGGUUAAACCAGGAGCAGCCAUCAUUGAUGUAGGAAUAACCAGGGUAGAGGAUCCAAAAACGUCCAAAUCGUAUCUAGUAGGUGAUGUUGACUUUGAAAAAGUGAAAGAAGUUGCAGGAUAUAUAACACCAGUACCCGGAGGAGUUGGUCCAAUGACAGUAGCAAUGUUAAUGCGUAAUACAAUUGCUGCUGCUAAAAAAACUGUGAUUUAUAACAUACUUGAUCCUGGUGCAGUAAUAUACAAAAAGGCAUCACAAUUAAAACCAUGAAUGCAAAUUUAAAUAAAAACAUUUUUAUUGAAUGAUAUUUCUUAUGUGAUUACGAUAAAUAAAUAAAAAUACAUUUUAA